GGGUUUGCAACGAUCCAUCCAUGGAGCUCGUGGAGUGGAAGAAGAUCUCCUGCAAGAAACUCCUCCCCUUCCUGCUCUUCAGCUUCAUCCUCAGCUCCUGCCUCCUUGUUUUCUUUCUCUUCAGGAUUUCUGAGACAGAGCACAUCAGUUCCAACCCCUCUGCCCAAACAGCCUGUGCUGCUGCCCCACCAAAGCGUGCCCCCAGGCUGACCAUCCUGCUGUGGCAGUGGCCCUUUGGGCAGCACUUCAACUUCAUAAACUGCUCCAAGCUCUACAGCACCCCAGACUGUCGCUUCACCCUCCAGCGCAGCUGGGCGCAAAAGGCCGCGGCAGUGAUCGUGCACCACAGGGACGUGUGCGGCGACACCGAGGGGCUGGCCCGGCUCCCCCGGCUCCCGGCACAGCGCUGGAUCUGGUUCAACCUGGAGUCUCCCAGUCACUCUCCAAACUUAAGCGCCAUGGCCAACCUCUUCAACCUGACCAUGUCUUACCGGAGAGACUCGGACAUCUUCACCCCUUACGGCGAGCUGCAGCUCCUUGGCCAACCCCAGCCCCUCAGCAUCCCACCCAAGACCAAACUGGUGGCAUGGGUAGUCAGCAACUGGAGAGCAGACUCCCACCGGGUCAAGUACUACCAGGAGCUGAAGAAACACAUCGCUGUAGACGUCUAUGGGCAGCAUCACUUGCCCCUGCCCUGGGACCAGCUCCUUCCCACUGUGUCCCAGUACAGCUUCUACCUGGCUUUCGAGAACUCCCAGCAUGAAGACUACAUCACCGAGAAGCUCUGGAGGAACGCCUUGGCCUCUGGCACCGUCCCAGUUGUGCUGGGGCCUCCUCGAGAAAACUACGAGUGUUUCCUGCCCCCUGACUCCUUCAUCCACGUCGACGACUUCGCCAGCGCCGAGAGCCUGGCGCGGUACCUGCGGGAGCUGAGCCGGGACCCCGGCAGGUACCGCAGCUACUUCCAGUGGCGCAGGUGGUUGAAGCCCGUGGUGGGGAGUGACUGGGCCUGGCAUGUGUGCAGAGCUUGUCACUUCCUGCAGACCACAGAGCUCAGGUACAGGGUUGUGCCUGAUCUGGCUGAGUGGUUCGUGUAA
Messenger RNA from Colius striatus (speckled mousebird), 1097 nucleotides. Its product is annotated as 3-galactosyl-N-acetylglucosaminide 4-alpha-L-fucosyltransferase FUT3-like. The transcript is spliced from 2 exons. The coding region runs from base 21 to 1097 and encodes 358 amino acids. The record is from RefSeq and is a predicted model, not a curated record. Gene Ontology annotation, molecular function: alpha-(1->3)-fucosyltransferase activity. Gene Ontology annotation, cellular component: membrane. NCBI's taxonomy places the organism in Eukaryota, Metazoa, Chordata, Aves, Coliiformes, Coliidae.